This is a messenger RNA of Paramuricea clavata, 720 nucleotides long. NCBI's taxonomy places the organism in Eukaryota, Metazoa, Cnidaria, Anthozoa, Malacalcyonacea, Plexauridae. The record is from the annotation of a GenBank genome assembly.
AUGGCCCAACAGGAUAUACUACUUGGCUCUGCUGUUGUGAGACAUGACCUAAUAUAUGAAGUCCCAGUCGUAGCAAUGAACAACAGCGAUGCCCCAAUCAAAUUGUAUAAGGGUACCACAAUUGGCCAACUUACAGCGGUUCAGGUCGAAAGCGAAAGAGAAGUUACCACACGUCAGGCCCCUGUACGCACAGGCCCGGUGAAUGUGGAUCCGGUGGCUGUGGAUCUCAAUAAUAGUUGUCUUACAUCUCAGCAAAAGUGUCAAGUCAUCAAUCUCCUCCGGGACUAUCGCGAUGUAUUUGCUAAUACCGAUUCGGAAGUCGGUCGAACAGAUCGUACGAAAUUUAAGAUUAACACAGGUACUAAUUUACCUGUUGCUUUGAAGUUACGAAGAACCCCACUUGCACUACGACCGGAAGUUGAUUGGCAGAUCAAGAAUAUGGAAGAAAGGGGCGUAAUUUGCAAGUCUUCAUCAUCCUGGUCCUCACCGAUUCCAUUAGUCCCCCAAAAGGACGAGACGUAUCGCUUUUGCGCCGACACCUUGAACGAUGUCACCAAAACGGAGAUCUUCCCGUUGCCAUCUAUUCGAGAAUGUUUGGAUUCCUUGUGCGGUUCGAUCAUGUUUAGCACACUUGAUUUGCACAGUGGAUACUGGCAGAUCGAAAUCGAUCACAAGGACAGACAUAAGACGGCGUUCACAACUGAAUCAGGACAUUGGUAA